AUGCAUCUCAAUAUACAUUAUUUAUACCCAAAAUUCAGUGAAAUACAGUUUCUAGUUGAUAAACUCCCGGAUAUUGACAUUCUUGGAUUACAAGAAACCUUUCUCAGUGAUGCUUUCUCAAACAAUGAAAUUAGUUUAAAAAAUUAUCAACUUUUCAGGCAUGAUAGACAGUCGAAUGGGGGAGGAAUAGUUUUAUAUGUAAAAUCAAACUUACAUUGUGAAAUUAGAACAGACCUUAAUUCCAGUGAUAUUGAAGCAAUAUGGAUAGAAAUGAAGCUUGAAAAACAAAAACCUUUUAUUGUAGGAUAUAUCUAUAGGCCCCCUUCAUCACUUAAUUCAUGGAUUGAAGAAAUUGAAAAAGUAUUAGAAACCUUAUACGUUGAAAACAAAGAAAUUAUUCUCUUUGGCGAUUUUAACUACAAUUUUAUUAACUCUAUUUCAGUUAAUUCAAAAUGGAAUAAUACAAUAAGUACAUUCAAUUUAAAUCAACUUAUAACACAACCUACUAGAGUCACACAAACAUCCUCAACUAUCAUUGACCAUCUCUACACAAAUCAGCCUCAAAAUAUAUGUGAUAUUAAGAUCCCAAUUCUUUCAAUAAGUGACCAUUUCCCCAUUGUUUUUACCCGUAAAACUAAGGAAAAAAUUAAAAAAGGCCCAUUACAUCUUACUAUCAAUUAUAGAUAUUUAAAGCAAUUUAAUGCAGAACAUUUUUUAGCUGAUCUAAGUAAUCAACCAUGGACAUUGAUUGAUGUAUUUACUGAACCAGAUGAUGCUCUUGACACAUUUUAUGACUUAUUUUUAAAAGUUCUUGAUUCACAUGCACCAUAUAGACAAAAACGAGUAAAACACAAAAACCAGAAUGAAUGGUUCACAGAUGAAAUAGCCAAUGCAAUUCAUAUGAGAGAUUAUGCAAAAAAGAAAAAGAAAACAGAAGAAUUCAAAUACUGGAGAUCACAAGUUAAAAUACUAUCACAUCAAUCAAAAAAAGACUUCUUUAAUCAAGAAAUAAAUUCACAGAAUAAAAAUCCUAAAAAAUUAUGGAAGAACCUAAAAGCACUAUCUGGCAAAACUCACAACUUCCAAACAAACUAUAUAAAUGAUGACAAUGGAAAUCCAGUCUCUGACCCAAAAGAAACUGCAGAAAUAUUCAAUACUUUCUUUUCAAACGUAUUUAAAAAAUCAGGAAAUAUUUCAGCACUGAAUAAAGCAAAUGAAUCUAUUUUAAAAGAAAUGUUAGAAGGUAAAGUUAACUUAGAUGUUCCAGAAUUUGUGAUACCACCAAUUGAACCGGAUCAUGUUAAAAAAACAUUAGACUCACUUGAUGUCAAAAAGGCCACUGGGCUCGAUGGAAUCAGUGGUAGAUUUCUAAAAACUGCAUCUUCUGUAAUAUAUAGACCUUUAUCAACUAUUAUCAAUUUAAGUAUUCAAACAGGAAAAACACAGAAAGUCAGUGUAUCAGGUAAACUGUCAGAAUCUGCAGAAGUUAUAUCAGGUGUUCCCCAAGGAUCUGUCCUUGGGCCCCUGCUUUUCAUUAUAUACAUCAAUGAUCUCCCACUUCAUUUAGAGACCUCAGAAAUAGACAUGUUUGCAGAUGACACCACACUUACAGCAUCAGGACAUUCACCACAAGAACUACAUGAUAAACUUCAAACCAACCUCAAACAU
This is a messenger RNA of Ruditapes philippinarum (Manila clam), 1668 nucleotides long. RefSeq lists its product as uncharacterized. The annotation marks the transcript as partial. Lineage: Eukaryota; Metazoa; Mollusca; Bivalvia; Venerida; Veneridae. Gene Ontology annotation, molecular function: catalytic activity. The transcript is spliced from 2 exons. The record is from RefSeq and is a predicted model, not a curated record.